AUGGUGAAGACUACUUACGCCCUGACACUCUUUGCGGCCAUGAGCCUGGCCGCGCCGUUGCGACCGGCUGGCAACGAUGUGACUGGUGUCAUGGCUCGCGAUGGUACCGGUAACUUUAUAGGUGCUGGUACCGCCGAUGGUGCAGUGAAUGAGAUGCUCAAGGGACUCGCCACUCCCAAAAGCGAUAAUCCGACUUCCGAUGACAAGAUGGAUAAGAUGGGCAAGAAGGCGGCAGAUGAAAAGAAGAACGAGAAGAAGCCCAUUGUGACACACAGCCCGCUGGAAAGCCUUCCUCUUGUUGGCCCUCUCAUGCGACCAGUUCCUUUGAAGCGAGACAACGAGGUCCGCUCGUUCACCGGUGAUCUGAGCAAUCUACCUCUGCUGGGGUCUAUCUUCGGUGGUAAUCAGAACCACCCUGCCAACUCCCCUCACCAGACCGGUGGAGGCCAGAAGGUUGGAAUGCGUCGUUCUCACCACGAGACUAAGUUCCAGGGCUUCCCCCAAAACCACGGCCAACAUUACGGCCAGAACCACGGACAGAAUGAGGGCCAGAACGCUGGUCAAAACGCUCACCAGAACGAAAACCAAAAUGCUGGUCAGAACUAUGGUCAGAACUAUGGUCAGAACUAUGGUCAGAACUAUGGUCAGAAUUACGGCCAGAAUUACGGCCAGAAUGAGGGCCAGAAUAUGGAGAAGCGUGGCCAGCCCGCUAACAACCCCGAUUCGCUCGGUGCUCUGUGGCUCAUCCGCAAGUUGACUAGCGGUGGUUCCAUAAACAAAAGCCACAAGCGUAGUGAGGAUCUGCCUACCUCUACCGAAGCAACCCACGGCUUCAUUAGUGACGGAGAUGGUGCUGCUUCCGAUGCUGCCACCGAUGUUCUGGGCGUUGCUACAGAUAUAAUCCUCAUUCGCCGCGAGUACAAGGACGGUGAUGACAUUGCCGAUGCCGUCGAUGAUGCCCUAGACAGCGGUAUUGACGCUAACUCGGAUGCCGCCGACAUGGCCACACCCAUGCGCCGCGACUUGGGUGGUCUGUCCGACCUGGGGGCCAGCCUGACCGGAGACAAGAACAACAAAAAGCAGGCCGCUCCCACACCUGAGCAGUCCAAGUCUCAGUCACAAGCUGUCAAGGAUAACAAGAAUGACCCUAUCGCCCAGCUUGCCAGCGAGAGUGGUCUCGGAAAGCUCUUUGCCGGUAACACUCACCAUGGCCUUGGACUCUUUCCGAUGAAUGGUCGCCGUGAUGUCCAUGAGAAUGAAGCCCGUGAUGAGUCCCCCAUUCGGGGGUCUGACCUGGAAUCAGUCCUCUUCAGCGGCAGUGUCCUCAGCAAGCUUGCUCACACUCUGACUCCUUCUGCUCCUGCUGCCGAUGCGGCCCCAGCUGCUGCUCCCGCUGCUGCUGCCCCUGCUGCCCCUGCUAGCGGUGCUGGAGCUCAGUAA
This is a messenger RNA of Penicillium maclennaniae, 1440 nucleotides long. RefSeq lists its product as uncharacterized. The transcript is spliced from 8 exons. Lineage: Eukaryota; Fungi; Ascomycota; Eurotiomycetes; Eurotiales; Aspergillaceae. The record is from RefSeq and is a predicted model, not a curated record. The coding region runs from base 1 to 1440 and encodes 479 amino acids.